Messenger RNA from Cimex lectularius (bed bug), 2563 nucleotides. It is a transcript of the gene okr, whose product is annotated as DNA repair and recombination protein RAD54-like. Gene Ontology annotation, molecular function: ATP-dependent chromatin remodeler activity; DNA translocase activity; ATP binding. Gene Ontology annotation, cellular component: nucleus. Gene Ontology annotation, biological process: reciprocal meiotic recombination; double-strand break repair via synthesis-dependent strand annealing. Lineage: Eukaryota; Metazoa; Arthropoda; Insecta; Hemiptera; Cimicidae. Bases 223 to 2508 code for a protein of 761 amino acids. The transcript has 15 exons. The record is from RefSeq and is a predicted model, not a curated record.
AGCGCGGCAAAAUAAGUUGAUAAGAGUUAGUUGAUAAGGCGUUAUUCUAUCUCGUUAAGUUAAUAUUUAUUAUUUUUAUGUAUCUUUAUAUUUUAUAAAGGUAUAGUUUUUAAAAAAUAUUACCCCGAUGGAAAGGAAAGAAUGGGGCCAUGAAGGAGUCGGAAAAAUAACUUUUAAAACCCGUAAUUUGUAAUGGAUCUACUUUAACACCAUUCUUUUGAGAUGAGGAGGAGCUGUGCUCCUAGUCAGAUCGCCAAAAGAACAUUACUUAAAGAUGAUCUUGACAGCCCGAGCCCCAAGAGGAGGCCUUUGUCUGUUAGAAACCCAAAUGGAAAUGGUGCCGAGUGUCGAAAAAGAGCUGACAGUGAGUCCAGCGUCACCAUAUCGGCUCAUGAAGCAUGUAUCCAGAAUAUACUUUCAAAGCCUUUCCAAGUUCCGAUCAUUGGUUACACUGGAGGAAUAUCUGGACGUGCGCUUGGUAUGAAAAAAGAUGGGGUUAGAAGGCCAUUACACGAUCCUCUAGCUCCAAACGCUCUCAUUCUCUAUACUCCUCCACAAGUGUCUGCCCAUGAUCAACUUAAAAUGGACAAGGAAAACCUUUUGGUGCAUGUCGUCGUCGAUCCUGCCCUAAGCAAUGUUUUAAGGCCACAUCAAAGAGAGGGUGUUAAAUUUAUGUAUGAAUGUGUAACAGGAGAAAGAAUUGACAAUGCAUUUGGCUGUAUUAUGGCUGAUGAAAUGGGACUUGGAAAAACUUUACAGUGCAUUACCUUAAUGUGGACACUUUUAAGGCAGAGCCCAGAAGCUAAACCUAUGAUAGAUAAAGCUAUCAUUGUAGCUCCAAGCUCGUUAGUUAAGAACUGGUGUAACGAAAUAAAUAAAUGGCUUCAUGGUCGUGUUGGCACUGUCGCUAUCGAAGGAGGAGGAACUAAAGUUGUUGAGAGCCAAGUGAAAAGAUUCAUGUCUACGCAAUUAGGUCGACGGAAUACUCAUCCGAUAUUAGUAAUAUCUUAUGAAACAUUUAGAAUACAUUCAAAAAUUCUUCAUUCGUCUCCUGUCGGACUAAUUUUAUGUGAUGAAGGUCACAGAUUAAAAAAUUGUGAAAAUCAAACAUAUUUAGCUCUGACUGGUCUUCAAUGUAAGAGAAGGGUCCUUCUCUCUGGUACUCCCAUUCAAAAUGAUUUACUUGAAUAUUUUAGUUUAGUCCAUUUUGUAAACGAAGGAAUUCUUGGAACAUCACAGGAAUUUAGGAAGCUUUAUGAAAACCCUAUAAUAAAAGGUCAGGAUGCAUAUGCCUCAGACAAGGAAAAAGAGAUAGCUAAAGAAAGACUUGCUCAACUUAUAGGAAUAGUUAACAAGUGUCUAAUAAGAAGAACAUCAGCUCUCCUUUCACAAUACUUACCUUUGAAAACUGAGCUUGUUGUUUGUGUCAAAAUGACAAAAAUCCAGGAAGAGCUUUAUAAACAUCUUCUUGCUUCUGACACAGCAAGAAAAGCACUGAAAGGAAGUACUGAAAAUGGGGAAAAUCCAAGUAGCCUAUCUGCACUGUCUGUUGUAACUUCUUUGAAACAACUGUGUAAUCAUCCAGAUAUUAUUAUGGAGAAAAUUAUUGACGGGAAAGAUGGAUUUCAAGGAGCCAAAAACAAAUUACCAAGUGGAUAUGAAGCUAAUUAUAAAAAGAAGGUGCUUCAAAUUGAAAUGUCAACUAAAAUGAUGGUCUUAGAUUGUCUUUUAGCUCUGAUAAAAUCAACCACUACAGACAAAGUUGUGCUCGUUUCAAAUUACACACAGACUCUAGAAAUGUUUGAACGUCUGUGUGCCCUGCGUAACUACAAUUAUGUUCGGCUAGAUGGUUCAAUGACUAUAAAAAAACGAGGAAAGGUUGUGGAAAAGUUUAACCAGCCAGACAGCGAACAAUUUAUUUUUAUGCUUAGUUCAAAAGCUGGUGGAUGUGGUUUGAAUUUGAUCGGUGCAAACAGGCUUGUGAUGUUUGACCCUGAUUGGAACCCGGCCAACGAUGACCAGGCUAUGGCGCGUGUCUGGAGAGAUGGACAGAAGAAAUCAUGCUUCAUUUAUCGGCUUAUUUCUACUGGGACGAUUGAGGAAAAGAUGUUGCAAAGACAGGCACAUAAAAAAGCUCUUUCUUCGUCAGUUGUCGACUGUGAAGAAGAUGUUAAAUGUCAUUUCAGUAUGAAUGAACUUAGAUCUCUUUUCAUGUACAAUGAAAAUACAAUCAGCGAUACACAUGACAAAUUAAAUUGCCCAAGAUGUUUUAAUGGUAUCCAAGUAAGAGGUCCACCAGUAGAAAGUGAUUGUACUAAUGAUUUCUCUUGCUGGCACCAUGUUUCUGAAAAGCGUUGGGUUGUCGAUCCUAUUCUGAAACAAUGUUGGAACACUGGCUGUUCAUUUGUAUUUUACCAACAUUCCCAUAAACAGAAACCAUCCGUGCAAUGUAAGGAAGAGGUCAAAGAUGAUGAGGAAGAGAAUAGCGAUAAUGAUUCAUCAACUUAAUAAUCUUGUUUUAGAAAACAAAACUAUUUAUAAUUAAAAAAAUUAUUUUAAAUUA